Messenger RNA from Nannospalax galili (Upper Galilee mountains blind mole rat), 1182 nucleotides. RefSeq names its product Wnt family member 3 (gene Wnt3). Gene Ontology annotation, molecular function: frizzled binding; cytokine activity. The transcript is spliced from 4 exons. Lineage: Eukaryota; Metazoa; Chordata; Mammalia; Rodentia; Spalacidae. The record is from RefSeq and is a predicted model, not a curated record. Gene Ontology annotation, cellular component: extracellular region. Gene Ontology annotation, biological process: canonical Wnt signaling pathway; neuron differentiation; cell fate commitment. Bases 114 to 1181 code for a protein of 355 amino acids.
CUGACAAGCCCGAAAGUCAUUUCCAACCUCAAGUGGACUUUGUUCCAACUAUUGGGGGCGUCGCUCCCACUCUUCAUGGUCGCCGGCAAACUUCCUCCUCGGCGCUGCUUCUAAUGGAGCCCCACCUGCUCGGGCUGCUACUCGGCCUCCUGCUCGGUGGCACCAGGGUCCUCGCCGGCUACCCAAUUUGGUGGUCCCUGGCCCUGGGCCAGCAGUACACAUCUUUGGGCUCCCAGCCCCUGCUCUGCGGCUCUAUCCCAGGCCUGGUCCCCAAGCAACUGCGCUUCUGCCGCAAUUACAUCGAAAUCAUGCCCAGUGUGGCAGAAGGCGUGAAGCUGGGCAUCCAGGAGUGCCAGCACCAGUUCCGAGGCCGCCGCUGGAACUGCACCACCAUAGAUGACAGCCUGGCCAUCUUUGGACCUGUUCUGGACAAAGCCACCCGCGAGUCGGCCUUCGUGCACGCCAUCGCCUCGGCUGGCGUAGCUUUCGCGGUCACGCGUUCCUGUGCCGAGGGCACCUCCACCAUCUGCGGCUGUGACUCUCAUCAUAAGGGGCCACCUGGUGAAGGCUGGAAGUGGGGCGGCUGCAGCGAGGACGCUGACUUCGGGGUGCUGGUGUCCCGGGAGUUUGCAGACGCACGUGAGAACAGGCCAGAUGCGCGCUCGGCCAUGAACAAGCACAACAAUGAGGCAGGCCGCACGACCAUCCUGGACCACAUGCACCUCAAGUGCAAGUGCCAUGGGCUGUCAGGCAGCUGUGAGGUUAAGACCUGCUGGUGGGCCCAGCCCGACUUCCGCGCCAUUGGUGACUUCCUCAAGGACAAAUAUGACAGCGCCUCCGAGAUGGUUGUGGAGAAGCACCGGGAAUCCCGGGGCUGGGUGGAGACGCUCCGGGCCAAGUAUGCACUCUUUAAGCCACCCACUGAGAGGGACCUGGUGUACUAUGAGAACUCCCCCAACUUUUGUGAGCCCAACCCAGAGACAGGCUCCUUUGGCACCAGGGACCGGACUUGCAAUGUCACCUCCCAUGGCAUCGAUGGUUGCGAUCUGCUCUGCUGUGGCCGUGGCCACAACACGAGGACCGAGAAGCGGAAGGAGAAGUGUCAUUGCAUCUUCCACUGGUGCUGCUACGUCAGCUGCCAGGAAUGCAUCCGCAUCUAUGAUGUGCACACCUGCAAGUAGG